UGUAGUUCCGGAACGAACCGGUUGGUAGCUCUGGUAGCUAUGCAAGAGGAGAGAAAGAGGUGCGGUGUUGCGUGACUGAUUGCGAGGCCGAGCGUGUGUGUUUGUUGUGUUGUACGAAAUUUUUAUUCUCUUUUUGGAAAAAAGAAACGUUCGCUUUUUUUCGGAAAGACCGUUUUGAAGAGAAAAUUAUGUCGUCAUAUAUCCAAGUUGCCGAAGAUGAAGGCGAUGAACCGAUCGAAUUGCCAACGGAAGACGAUAGUACACUUUUAUUGACUACCGUAACCGCCCAGUUUCCCGGAACGUGUGGCCUGAAAUAUCGCAAUCCAGAAUCUCGGACGAUGCGCGGCAUUCGUCUUGUUGACGGACGUCUUCAUCCGCCCGAAAAUGGAUGGGGCAAGGCAAUUUACUUUUGUGUUUUUCCAAAAGAGAACAAACGUAAAUCUGAUGACAAUUUGGAAAAUUCCACAGCUAAGACUAAAAGAAUGGAAACAAAGUUGCGUUGCACAGACUUGAUCGUACUUGGUUUACCAUGGAAAACAACCGAGCAGAACUUGCGAGAGUAUUUUGAAACAUUUGGAGAAGUACUCAUGGCACAAGUUAAAAAAGAUGCAAAGUCAGGACAAAGCAAAGGAUUUGGCUUUAUUAGAUUUGGAAGUUAUGAAUCCCAAUUAAGAUGUCUUGCUCAACGACAUAUGAUUGAUGGGCGAUGGUGUGAUGUUAAGGUUCCCAACAGUAAGGAGGGAAUGAUUCAGCAAGUACCCUGCAAGGUAUUCGUGGGACGCUGUACAGAAGACCUAACUGCUGAUGAUCUGCGCGACUAUUUCUCCAAAUAUGGCGAAGUGACGGACGUGUUCAUCCCAAAACCUUUCCGUGCAUUUUCAUUUGUUACUUUCUUAGAUCCCGAGGUAGCCCAGUCCCUGUGCGGCGAGGAUCACAUUAUUAAAGGAGUGUCUGUACACGUAUCGAACGCUGCGCCUAAGUCCGAGGGGAACAAUAAGAAUUUCAAUAAUCAAGUGAACUCGAAUAUGCGUAGAGGCGCCCCAGGUCCCGUCGAGAAUAACGUGCAGGGAAACUAUCAGGGUAACCGAUACAUGGGCCAUUCAGGUAAUAAUAUGGGUCCAAAUGGGUGGAACAAUCCAGGGAAUCGAGGCAAUUUGGAUAUGCCUAACCUCCAAGCAUUGGGCAUUACCGGGCAGAAUAAUGGCGGCGGCGGUGGUGGUGGUAUGUCGAAUCCACUGGCGAUGGGAGGUCUGAAUUUAUCCGCAUUACCAGUCAACCCGGCUCUGGUUGCAGCUGCAUUGAACCAAGCAUCUUGGGGUUUGAUCGGUAACUUGCAGAAUCAGGGAAACGAUCAGGGCUAUUCGAACCAGCCUGGCCCACCUGGUCAGCCACCUUCAGGCAACAAUAGUAUCGGUAACAGUGGAAACUCUGGCUUUCUCAGUUGGAUGAAUCAAGGGGGUGGUGAUGGUAAUACUGGCAAUCCUGGAACAGGUGGUCCAGGCCCGAAUAAUCCGAAUGCAUCCCAAGGUGCUUGGCAGAAUCAUCCUGGACAGCGUGAUCAGAAAUCGAACACCUUUCUCAAGUACGAAUAAGCAGCAUGGAGGGUCCCAGUGUAGUCGUGGAAAGUGGAGAAUUCGUUCCUUUGAUCCUGAUACACAUUAACUACAGUGGCAAGAGUCUAGACAAGUGUAUGUAGGUACAAAAUAUUAAUUUUUUCAUUCGUAUAAUGACAGAACCAAAGCCCUUGUCGAUGGGGAAAAGAGUUUU
Molecule: messenger RNA, 1767 nt
Organism: Apis florea (little honeybee)
Lineage: Eukaryota; Metazoa; Arthropoda; Insecta; Hymenoptera; Apidae
Gene: TBPH
Product: TAR DNA-binding protein-43 homolog
Biological process (GO): regulation of gene expression
Cellular component (GO): nucleoplasm; chromatin
Molecular function (GO): RNA binding
Source: RefSeq, a predicted model, not a curated record